Messenger RNA from Echinops telfairi (small Madagascar hedgehog), 1695 nucleotides. It is a transcript of the gene SPATA22, whose product is annotated as spermatogenesis associated 22. The record is from RefSeq and is a predicted model, not a curated record. The transcript is spliced from 8 exons. Bases 548 to 1630 code for a protein of 360 amino acids. Gene Ontology annotation, biological process: homologous chromosome pairing at meiosis; meiotic DNA repair synthesis; regulation of meiotic cell cycle. Lineage: Eukaryota; Metazoa; Chordata; Mammalia; Afrosoricida; Tenrecidae.
CAUGAUGAUCUUAUUUAUGUUUGUGUCUUGCUUUUUCACACAGUAGACAGUUGAGUUAAAUUGGGGUUUAAAUACAUUAAGAGGUGAAUGUGGGGGGCAAACUUACAACAGAACUUUGGUUUUGAAAGGGAAAACCAGAACAUUUGCUUUAUUUGUUGAAAUUAUAGAAAAGGAAGGGAAAUUUGCAAUUACUCUGCAUGUUAAAGUGAGGCUUUAGGCCUGGAUAUGAUACAAAGGGGCUUCAAAAAGUCUGCGGAAAGGAAUUGAAAGAUAAUGGACUUUUUUUUUUUUUGGAAGUGUUCUCGAACAAUCCACAAGUCUCAGACUGAUGGCCAAAGCUGAUAAUCUGCCUGGUGUUUUAAAGUGGGACACAGGGACACAGGGCAUACUCAUAACUUUCUGGUCUUAUAAGUUUGCCAGUGCUCGAGUUCAUUAUUGUUCAUGUAAUUUUAAUUAAACUUAUAUUUUGAUGGUUUAGUUUAGCAACUUCAUGUUGUAAAUUUUGGUGCUGAAGAAAGAAAUUACAGACCUUGGUAUAGUCAAGAAAAUGAAGAGAAAUGAAAAUUCAACUCGAAGUACAGCAGGCUGUUUGCCUGUACCAUUGUUCAAUCAGAAAAAGAGGAGCAGACAACCAUUAACUUCGAAUCCACUUAAAAAUGAUCCAGGAAUCAGUACUGCUUUUGACAGUUAUGAUUUUCCUCCUUUACCAACAGAUUGGGCCUGGGAAGCUAUGAAUACAGAGUUGCCUCCUUUAUCAAAAACAGUGAACACAGGGCAAAUAUCACAUUCAAUUUCUCGUCCCUUGAGAAGUCAGGAUUCUACUUCUAAACCUAUUCAGCCAGAAACUGAAAGAAACCAGAGUGGCUGGAGCUACAGAGAUGACAUCAAAAAUACCACUUUGAAAACUUGGGAUAGAAAUGAUUUUAGGCCUCAGUACCAAAAAACAAAUCUGAUUGCAAAUGACGGAAUGAAUUCUUCUCCAAUGAGCCUGGGAGCUCAACCGAAACAAUUAAGAGUCACUGACCAUCUGAAGUUAUCUCACCAAAGAGAAACCGAGAUUCUCCGACAACCCCAUUCAUCAAAUGUUUCUAGCUCCACAGUGAGAGCUAAGGACAAAAAUAGUGCUUUACAGGGGUUUAAGUCCAAUUUUCAACAGAAUCAAUUUAAGGAAAAAAUGAUGGCUGAUACUCCAGAAAAAAAUACUCUCAAGGAAACUUCAUCAUAUCAAUUAAAACUUAAGGAAAAAGAUAACUCUUUAAGAAUUAUAUCUGUGGUCAUUGAAAGCAUGAAGUACUGGCGUGAACAUGCACAGAAAGCUAUACUUCUUUUUGAAAUGUUGGGUGUUCUUGACUCAGCUGUUAUUCCUGGCCCAUAUUCUUCAAAGACUUUUCUUCUGAGAGAUGGGAAAAAUACUCUGCCUUGUGUGUUUUAUGAAAUAGAUCGUGAACUUCCAAGACUGAUUAGAGGCCGAGUUCAUAGGUGUGUGGGAAACUAUGACCAGAAAAAGAACAUUUUCAAAUGUGUUUCUGUCAGACCGGCAUCUAUCGCUGAACAAAAAACUUUCCAAGAAUUUGUUAAAAUUGUAGAUGCUGAGAUGAGGUAUUAUAUUAACGUAAUGAAUGAGAUUUAAAUAAUGAUGAUGGAAGUUGAAAUAGAAUAAGUUAAAGCAUUUACUUUUAUUAUUGCUUGAAUUAU